UGGCGGGCUUAACUCUCCCCAUUAAAAUAUUUUGUAAUUCAAACGCUCUCUCUUUCUCGUGUUCGAGCUUACUAGGGUUUCGAGUUUCGGAUCUUGCAAUCUCCGGUGCAAGUGAGGGCGGUCCGGAAAUGAUUCGAGCUCUGAAUCUGCCGAGGUAGUUGGAAUCAGCUUCUCUUCUGCCAUAUCCGUCGAAUUUCCUGAAAUAUCUCGGAAUUUGGUUCUCUUGCUGAGUUUCUAGGGUUCUCUCUGGGUUCUGAUAAAUUGUUGGUAUUUCAGCGUUUUCGGGUGAGAUUAGAGGGGGGAGUGUUGUUUUCAGCUGGGAAUUGCUUGGGUUUGGGAGCUGGCGCGUGGUGCCUUAGAAAUGAAGUUAGGUUCUCCCGGAGUUUUCGUUGGAGGGUAGGAGAUGGGGUCAUGUCGCUGGACCGGUGGAGCUAGGUUUGUGUUGUUCUGGCGGGCUCGUCCGAAAAUUGGCGCGGUGAUUCUGCUGGAGUGAGGGUUGAAGUUUCCAGGGUUGUCGAAAAAUGUUUUAUUCUCAGUUCAUCUUGGCGAAGAAAGGUCCUCUGGGGACGAUAUGGAUUGCUGCUCAUUUGGAGAGGAAGCUGAGGAAGAAUCAGGUCGCAGAUACAGACAUCGGCGUCUCUGUAGAUUCAAUUCUUUUUCCUGAAGUGCCUAUAGCAUUGCGCUUGUCCAGCCAUCUACUACUUGGAGUAGUAAGGAUAUACUCCAGAAAAGUGAAUUAUCUAUUCCAUGACUGCAGUGAGGCUCUGGUUAAGAUUAAGCAGGCCUUUCGCUCCACCGCGGUUGACCUCCCACCUGAAGAAUCCACUGCACCAUAUCACUCCAUUACUCUUCCAGAAACAUUUGAUUUAGAUGAUUUUGAGCUGCCAGAUUUUGGAUUCUCUCAUGGUAACUAUGUUGACCACCAUAUUAGUGCAAGAGAGCAGAUCACCCUUCAGGAUACCAUGGAUGACAUGGUUUUCUCAACAUCACAGUUCGGAUUAGAUGAGAGGUUUGGAGAUGGUGAUGCUUCUCAACUUGCUCUUGAUUUUGAUGAGGACCUGUUCCUGGAUAAAGUUCAUUCACCCGUUCAUACGUCAGUUUUAUUAGGCUCAGAAGAUGAUGAGCAUGAGCAGGUGCAUGAUCCAAUAAAAGUGCCUGUUAGUUCUAUGGAGUUGGAUCAACAUCCAUGUGGAAGCUCUGGAAAUGCAGAAGGAACAGAGCAGUUCCCUUCCCUUGGUUGUGAUGUGCAGGCUGAUUUGAACCCUUUAGAUCCUGUUGGAAGAGAUGGUUCUGCUCAUGCCUUGGGUGUGCAGUCUCCAAAUCCAGAGCUGAUGAAGAAUGUUCCUUAUUCAGUGGUUCAAGAACAGGUUCUGGACCCUGAGGGAAAAGAGAUUACUUAUCCUACUGUUCAAAGUGCAUCUUCUAGUCAUAAUGAAGAGGAUAAUCCUUCUUCUUCUGCACAGGCACCUUGCACACCUGGUUUAACAGAAGAAGCAAUCCCUGCAAAUGUUCAGAAACUUACUAGCUUGGGCACCUUGAGAAGGAAUUCACUUUCAUAUGCUGAGGGAUCUGUUUCAGAGGUUUCUGACAAUACUAAGCAUGACAUUGAGGAAUCAGAAGAGAACCUUGGGAAUCCAAUCAAGGUGAAUAACAUGGAGACUGUACCACCACCUGGGCAUUUAGAGUGCAGUGAGGCUUUAACACCAAUAGAUCAUGUUUCAGUUGCUGUGAAAAGCUUGGAUACUGGUACCUAUGAUUCGUGCAGAUCCCCUAAUCACUUGCCUGUUGCUGCAACCACAGUUGAAUCUACUAGUUCCCAAGAUGCAAAAGAAAUAUCCAGAGAUUGUGCGGAUUGUUCUCCUCAGUGUGACAUGACCGCAGCUUCUGCUGAAAUCGAUGAUAGAAUAUGUGCUUGUGGUCAUGUACUGAGAAGAUGUAAUGUACACUGCCAGAUGGCUGAAACUUUGGCUUUGCAAGUUGGGCCUUCAGAAGAGGAGCAGACUUGCAUGGCAACCGAAGUGGUUGGUACUAGUGAAGAAGAUGUUUUGGAAAAGAAGAAGCCCCAUGAGGUUGCAACUGGAAACACAUUUGUUGAGGAUUCAGCACCAAACUGUGUUUCUUCAGAAUCUGCAGAAUUGCAUGAUAGGGAGAUGGAGAACACACUGGAGAAAACAUCAGAAACUCAGGAAUUGCAUGCUACUGAAACCCCAGAGCCGAAUAUUGCUUCACAGCAAAAGAUAGAUUCUACUUUAUCUGCAGAUGAAAUGUUGCUGAACAGCACAGAAAGUGGGCGUUUGGACGUUGCACAACCAACAGAGCUGCCAGAGGGUCCAUCUGACUAUCCACUGCCUGAGACAUUGUGUUCAGCCCCUGAGAUGUCAAAUGUGCCGGAAGAUUUAGUUGCUACUGAUUCCUGUUUGGUUGAUGAUUCCAUAGUAACUGGUAAAACGAAUGGUCAUUCUGGAGAGUCUGUUUUAGGGAAAAAGCGCAGUUUGAUGGACAGCACACCUGCGUUACCAGAUGGAUAUCCUUCUAAGAUGUCUAAGCCAUCCCAGUCUGGGAGAAAUGUGAAUUUUGUUCCUGAUGAUGAUGAUUUAUUGGCUUCAAUCUUAGUUGGGAGGAGAACACCUACAUUCAGAAUUAAGCCAACUCCGACUCCAGCUGAAACUAUGUCUUCCAGACGUCCUCGAGCAGCAGCUAGGUCAGCUGCUCAGAAACGAAAGGUGUUGUUGGACGACACAAUGGUCCUGCAUGGCGAUGCAAUACGACAACAGCUCUCAAGUACAGAAGAUAUUCGUAGAGUACGAAGGAAAGUGCCUUGUACCAUUCCUGAGAUAUGGAUGAUCGAGAAACUUGCAUCACUCGAUGAGAUGUUCAGCGAGUCAUUGUUGACUGGAGUAUGUCCAUUGCUUGCUUCUGUAUAUAGUAAAACCCAUUGUCUGAAUGGUGUUGGAGCUUCAUCUGUAAUACCAAUAAACACGGAUCCUGUGGAAAGUGGAGACCUUAUCAAGGAACCUAUUGUUCAAAAGGUAGAUGGACCUAUCAGAGAUUUCACUGAAAGUAACUGUCAAGUCCAGGAAUCCACAGUUACACUUGGAGGGGCUGAAGAUUCUUUGUUGCAUUCACAUGAAGAAGCUCUGCAAGGUCCAACUGAAAAUGGUGUCACAUCAGAAGCAGCUGUUCAGGAGAGUAGAGACAAUGAUCCUCUAAAGACUGACAGACUUUGUUCUGGACCAGCAGAAAGUGACAUGGUAGGACCUCCUGCAAGUGAAGGUCAGAUGCAGCAUAAUGUGGCAAAUGAUCUGAUAAAGAACCAUCCUGUAGUCAGUGUAGAUGGAAUCAGUCAAAUUGAUCCUUCUGAUUCUGAUAAGUUCAGUUCUAAUGUUGCCAGAGGUCAGCAAAAUGCUGGGGAAAACCAUUCUGAUUCUUGUCUGCAUAUGAAUGAUCAAGAUUUAGUACAACCCGCUGAUAAGAUAUUGGGGGUGCAUGACACAAACUUGGGUGGAUCAAGUUUGGUUGAGGAUGCACCUAUCAAAGAUGAUGUAUCAAUUAAAAAAUCAAAUGAAGAUAAACAUGGUCCAACAGAGAAUGGUGAGAACAAGGUCAUUGAAAAACAUGACCUCUUGGGUGAGGAAACAGAGGAAAUGGGUGCCAAUAUGGUUGAACUCACACAAAAAAGUUAUCUGGGAAGUGACCUUCAACUUCAAGGGCUUGAAAAUGGAAUUGCAUCACCUUCCAUGCCUACUAGUUGCCCUCAAUCAGAAUUUUCUGUGGACAAUGGAAAUGAAUUUUUCAAUUCAGUGGUUCCUGCUGGUACCAAUGAAGGGUGCAUGCUUGCUAAUGGUCAUGAUGAGUAUGCAUCAGAAAGAACUGAAGGUGACUCAGUUGUUUCAGCGGAAAAUGGAACUAUGACUAAACUGGUUGGUUUUGACAAGAAUACAUUUGAGGAUAAGGAUCAACAGGAUGCUGCAUUUUAUCCAUCUCCCCAGGCAGAGGGACAGCUCAUUCCUAUGCAUAUUGAAGAUGGCACAUAUCAUCUAAAUGGUGGAGAACCAGUACAAGAUAUCCAGCAUGUAAAUGAACCUGCUACUGAAGAUAUCUUUACCGAAAAAGGCAUGGAUGCAAACACAGUGGAGGAAUUUGGCUAUGGAUCUGAGGCAAAUAACAUAGAGUUUCUGAAUGUAGAUGAUGAACUAGAGCCUGAGGAAGAGGGAAUGGACGUUUCAACUGCUUCACAUGACCCAAUUGAGGAAAACAGUGGAUGGUCAAUAAGGACAAGGGGUGUUGCUAAAUACCUCAAAUCUUUGUUCGAGUCAAUCGAAUUAAACUCCAACAAGAUUGGGGUGGCAACUCAGAGAACAGUACCACUUGAUCGUCUUCUUGUUGGUAAAACUCGGAAGGAAGCAUCCAGGCUAUUCUUUGAGACACUGGUUUUGAACACCAAGGACUUUGUCCAUGUGGAUCAGGCGCGACCGUUUGAUAACAUUGAAGUUGGGCCAAAACUGAAGCUGAUGAAAUCAGAGUUCUGAAAGUGCCUCGUCUGACUGUAGUGUAACAUUCUGUGACAGCCUGUGUAACACUGAUUUUUUUUACCUAAAUAUAUGUCCUGCUUUUUUUUUUUUUAGUUGACACAUACUGCGGCAGUAGAUUGCCUUUGUAUUUAUUUCAGAUUCGUGCAAUGUAAAUAUAAUGUAAAAUAAGCCUUUCUCAUUUGAUAUGUUUCAUUUUCAAGAGUUUGCGCUCCA
Messenger RNA from Nymphaea colorata (pocket water lily), 4745 nucleotides. Its product is annotated as sister chromatid cohesion 1 protein 4. Lineage: Eukaryota; Viridiplantae; Streptophyta; Magnoliopsida; Nymphaeales; Nymphaeaceae. Gene Ontology annotation, biological process: replication-born double-strand break repair via sister chromatid exchange; mitotic sister chromatid cohesion; synaptonemal complex assembly. The transcript is spliced from 17 exons. Gene Ontology annotation, cellular component: cohesin complex; synaptonemal complex. The coding region runs from base 522 to 4529 and encodes 1335 amino acids. The record is from RefSeq and is a predicted model, not a curated record. Gene Ontology annotation, molecular function: chromatin binding; protein binding.